CCAAAACAUCGGAUCAGCAUCCUAGGCUACAGUAUUUCGAGCAUCGGUUCCCUCAACAUCCAUUACACAGGCCAGACAAGUCUCUAAACUGGGCUCGUACUGAUCGGUUGGAUUGGAAGAGUUGUGGAUAUUGUAGCAACUCUCGGACGCAAACACUGCGAAAAUGACGCUCGCGGAGGAGUUUAAGACGCGGAAUUUUAGUAUCUAUGGACAAUGGAGCGGCGUGCUUUGCAUGUUCCUUUGCUUCGGGCUUGGGAUCGGUAACCUCUUCUUCAGGCCCGUAGUGAUUAUUAUAUUUAGUGCUCUCUGCCUGGCGUCAUCUUUCAUUAUUCUCUUCGUGGAAGUCCCCCUACUUCUGCGCAUCUGUCCGACAUCUGCCAAAUUCGACACAUUCAUCCGACGCUUCACUACCAAUUAUAUGCGAGCUGCAAUCUACCUCGUCAUGAGCAUCGUGCAAUGGCUUAGCCUGCUCAAAGAGCCCACGGGUCUUAUCGCAGCCGCCGUCCUGCUGCUCUUGACAGCAAUCUUUUACUCUCUGGCUGGUCUGAAACAUCAAGAAUUCAUCGGCAGUAAAACUUUGGGAGGCCAAGGCGUCGCGCAAAUGAUUGUCUAAUUGUUAUCUUACGAAUUAUGCGAUGAAUCUGGACAUGUACGCCGUAUGCAAAGUGAGCUGAGGGCGGGCCGCGAAUAAAGCAGCGGUAACACGUAUCGGCAAGCUUACGAUCGCAACGCAUCCGCGUCGAACUGGAAACGGAAAUGGAUUAUUAAUCGUGCGCCUGUGAACUUCAAUAGAUGAGGCUGGCAGCAUGACUCCUUUGAUUUUUCGGAAAGGAGACAAGAAGAGAGAAUUGUGGUUUACGAGUCAAUGUUUGCAUUUCUGUUGUCUGCACUUGUUGCUUUUGGCAGGCGUCCAUCACGAAGAAUGAAAUUAUCUGUACGUGAUGAUUAACUUUUGGCCGAUCAAUCGUCAGUUGAUGCUAGAACGGAAAACAAAAGCCCUAAUAUACUCUAUAUAAUAUUUAUCUGGUCAUCAUUGUCCGAAAGAAGACUUGAACAAGUUUAGGGUGGUGGAGG
This is a messenger RNA of Xylona heveae TC161, 1074 nucleotides long. Its product is annotated as clathrin-coated vesicle protein. The record is from RefSeq and is a predicted model, not a curated record. Lineage: Eukaryota; Fungi; Ascomycota; Xylonomycetes; Xylonales; Xylonaceae. Bases 164 to 613 code for a protein of 149 amino acids. Gene Ontology annotation, cellular component: Golgi membrane. Gene Ontology annotation, biological process: vesicle-mediated transport. The transcript has 4 exons.